AAAAUGAACCCUGUGGACUCCAAUCAACAUGGUGGCUCUCAGGAUUGACUCAUGCUGACUGUAGUUAGGCACAAAGUUUGAGUUUUUUGCAUUAAUUAACUUACAGUUUAAUUUCAGAUUAUGGGUCUAUCUUAACCGGGUAGACUCCCUUUGUUAAGCCAUGUUGUCAUCAGUGGUUUUCAGCCUCACAGCAGCCUCCAGAGGGAAGGUCAGGUCGCUGGUCUCUCUGAGCCGGAGCCCCUCCACCAAGCAGCCUCUCUCCACCGAUGGAACCCGCCACCUCACGCCCGAAUCCAGCGCUCCUCUCCCGGACAGCGAAGCUGCGGAGACGCGGAGACCCAAAAAAGACCCCAGCGGCCGCUCCGUACUCCUCUUCCCCGGGCAGGGCAGCCAGUUUGUGGGCAUGUGUAGGGGACUUUUGAAGUACCCUAACGUUAAAGAAAUGUUCACGGUAGCCCAGAGGAUCCUCGGGUACGACCUGCUGUCUCUGUGCCUGGAGGGACCCGAAGAGGAGCUGAUGAAGACGGUUCACUGUCAGCCGGCGGUGUUUGUCACCUCACUGGCUGCGGUGGAGAGGCUCAACCAUGAAAACCCCCAGGCCAUUGAGACGUGUGUUGCCGCUGCAGGUUUCAGCGUCGGAGAAUUCGCUGCCCUGGUUUUUUCCGGUGCCAUGAACUAUGCAGAAGCUCUGUAUGUGGUGAAAGUACGUGCAGAGGCCAUGCAGAAAGCGUCAGAGCUGGUUCCUAGUGGGAUGCUGUCAGUCAUCGGUAAACCACAGGCUCGGUAUAACUAUGCCUGUCUGCAGGCUAGAGAUCACUGCAAGAGCCUGGGGAUCAAGGACCCGGUCUGCUCGGUGGCCAACUACCUGUUCCCUGAUGGCAGGGUCAUCGCAGGACACCAAACGGCUCUGGAUUUCCUCAAACAAAACUCCAGACAGCUCCAGUUCAUGAGGGCCACUCCUCUCCCGGUCAGCGGGGCUUUUCACACUAAGCUGAUGGAGUCGGCUACUGAACCCCUCAAAGAGGUGCUCAAACAGGUGGAGGUCCGUCGUCCUGAGAUCAACGUGUACUCCAACGUGGAUGGCAAACGCUACAUGAACGAGAGCCACGUGCGCAGGAUGCUGGUGAAGCAGCUGGUGUCGCCUGUGAAGUGGGAGCAAACUCUGCACGAGAUCUACGAGAGGGCGCAGGGAGAGAAGUUCCCUCGCACUUACGAGGUCGGCCCGGGGAAGCAGCUCAGAGCCACACUCGUAAAGUGUAACAGGAAGGCCUCAACGAAUUAUGCAGACGGGACAGGCAUCACUAAUGAAGACUAAUAAUGCAGAGAUGUUGACUCUGUGAUGAAAACAGCCAAGCAGGAGGUCAAAAAAAUGGACCUCAGUGCUCUUCUUUUUUUGUGUGUGGACAUAAACCUGCAAGCUCCUGUG
Messenger RNA from Morone saxatilis (striped sea-bass), 1426 nucleotides. RefSeq names its product malonyl CoA:ACP acyltransferase (mitochondrial) (gene mcat). Gene Ontology annotation, molecular function: transferase activity. The record is from RefSeq and is a predicted model, not a curated record. The transcript is spliced from 5 exons. Lineage: Eukaryota; Metazoa; Chordata; Actinopteri; Moronidae. Bases 161 to 1315 code for a protein of 384 amino acids.